This is a messenger RNA of Solenopsis invicta (red fire ant), 405 nucleotides long. RefSeq names its product protein no-on-transient A-like. The transcript has 3 exons. Bases 1 to 405 code for a protein of 134 amino acids. The record is from RefSeq and is a predicted model, not a curated record. Lineage: Eukaryota; Metazoa; Arthropoda; Insecta; Hymenoptera; Formicidae.
AUGUUUUGGUACAUAUCCCGACGCAUCUUGAUAGAGGAUGCGGAGGAAGCCCAACAGAUCCGGGUAGAAAAUGUGGUGCGAAAAAAGGAGGAGGAGGAGGAAGUGGUGAUGGUAGAAGUGGAGGAAGAAGACGAGGACGAGGACGAGGACGAGGAAGCCGCGGACGGGGAAGUCGCGGACGGGGACAACAAUGACAAUAGUGGUGGUGGUGGUGGUGGUGGUGGCGGCGGCGGUGUCGGAGGACAAAGACGAAAGUCGAAAGACAUAAUUAGUGGUGGUGGCGGUGGUGGUGGUGGUGGAGUGGUGGUGGGGUGCUGGUGGUGGCGGCGGGGUAGUGGUGGCGGCGGCGGCGGCAGAAAGGUGACGGCGGGCCGUUGCGCUAUCGAUGGGGGUGGAGGCAAGUGA